Phalaenopsis equestris is the source of this 650-nucleotide messenger RNA. RefSeq names its product ethylene-responsive transcription factor 1B-like. The record is from RefSeq and is a predicted model, not a curated record. The transcript has a single exon. Gene Ontology annotation, molecular function: DNA-binding transcription factor activity; DNA binding. NCBI's taxonomy places the organism in Eukaryota, Viridiplantae, Streptophyta, Magnoliopsida, Asparagales, Orchidaceae. Gene Ontology annotation, biological process: regulation of DNA-templated transcription; ethylene-activated signaling pathway. The coding region runs from base 111 to 650 and encodes 179 amino acids.
CCAGUCCUUCUCCAAGGUCAAAGUAACUACCAGAAGAAAAAACAGAACAAGUUCCCCUUUUCUUCUCUAAUCUUAAAAGCAUCCGUCUCCACUCAUCCUCAAGCUCCUCAAUGGAAUCAUCUCCUCCACCUCUCCUCCCACUCACCUUCAAUAACUCCGACGACACGCUCCUCUUCAAUAUCAUUCUAGCCUCCCCCUCCUCCUCUGUCGGCCCCAAAGCUUCGACUUUAACCUCCGAAUCCCGGCCAAAGGAGCAGAGGAGUUCCUACAGAGGCGUCCGCCGUCGGCCAUGGGGUAAGUUCGCCGCUGAGAUCAGAGACUCAACUCGGCAUGGCGUCAGAGUGUGGUUGGGAACAUUCGACACCCCGGAGGCGGCGGCGCUGGCUUAUGACCAAGCUGCUUUAUCUCUGCGCGGGCCAAUGGCAAUGCUCAAUUUUCCGGUGGAGAAAGUGAGGGAGUCGCUCAGAGGAGUCGAGUAUGGAGAGGAAGGGUGUUCGCCGGCGUUGGCGCUGAAGCGGCGCCACUCUGUUCUUCGGAAGUCGGCGGCGAAGAGGAAGGCGGUGGAGGGCGUGGUUGAGUUGGAAGACUUGGGAGCUGAAUACUUGGAAGAGCUGCUUACUGCAUCUGACGUCGCUGCAAGCUGCUGCUGA